AUGGGGUCGAAUAUCUACUUUGGAGAGAUAAAAGUUGGUACUCCAGGUCAGCGUUUCAAAGUGGUGUUUGAUACUGGAAGUAUCAAUCUUUGGGUACCAUCUGGGGACUGGAAAGCAAUCCGUCACAACAAUUAUAAUUCGAGCAAAUCAAGUUCUUAUAAACCAAAUGGAAAGAAUGUAGCCAUCGAAUACGGUACAGGUUCUCUCAAAGGUGUUCUAAGCAGUGAGACUGUCAAUGUUGGUGGAAUUACGAUAACCAAUCAGUACUUUACAGAGGCUCUUGCUACCAAGGAGGCUGAGGAUCCACUUCUGAAAGCGCCCUUUGAUGGUAUACUGGGACUUGGAAAUCCUCAAGAUUCUGCUACAAGAACUCUUUCUGUUUGGGAGUCGAUGAUAAGGCAAGGUAAGGUUAAGAAGAAAAUAUUCUCCAUCUGGCUUGGAAGACCUUCUCUCUUUAGAGCAGGGAGGGGGGAGAUAACGUUUGGAGGUAUAAACUGAUCCCGUUUCAAGGGACAACAUACCUAUAUAACCGCGACUGGGAAGAAAUACUUCUUCCAAAUGAGCAACAUAUUAGUCGGUUCAAAAGACACCAAUGUUUG
Camelina sativa (false flax) is the source of this 599-nucleotide messenger RNA. The record is from RefSeq and is a predicted model, not a curated record. NCBI's taxonomy places the organism in Eukaryota, Viridiplantae, Streptophyta, Magnoliopsida, Brassicales, Brassicaceae.